This is a messenger RNA of Oreochromis aureus, 3140 nucleotides long. RefSeq names its product solute carrier family 45 member 3. Gene Ontology annotation, biological process: transmembrane transport. The coding region runs from base 291 to 1955 and encodes 554 amino acids. The transcript has 7 exons. Gene Ontology annotation, molecular function: sucrose:proton symporter activity. The record is from RefSeq and is a predicted model, not a curated record. Lineage: Eukaryota; Metazoa; Chordata; Actinopteri; Cichliformes; Cichlidae. Gene Ontology annotation, cellular component: membrane.
ACACCACACUGGCAGGUGAAGAUGCCGGCCUCUGCUGGGGCGCUAAUGGAACCUCAAAUAAAAAGGAAACUUAAGAAAGUUGUCUUUGCUGUUCUCUGAUGACCUCUUCACUCACAAAGCACAUCAUGACAAGGAAGCUGUCCAAAACUGAUGACCAGCCAAAACCCCUCUGGGAAACCCCUUUGUUUAAUAGUUGUCUUUACAUUAACUUAAUAUUUCAUAUCAGGACUAAAGACAUCCGUACAUUCAAAUAAGACACUAAAGAAAAAAUUGAAGAGCCAGGAGCAAAGAUGGUUGUGAAAAAGUGGUUUCAGUGUCAGAUGUGGAAGUUGUUGCUAGUGAACACUUUAUCAUGUGGCCUGGAGGUGUGCAUGGCUGCAGGGACUGUCUACAUCCCACCUCUACUGCUGCAGGCCGGCAUGGAGGAACGCUACAUGACUAUGAUGCUUGCUGUGACUCCAGUUUUGGGCUUGAUCUUUAUACCCAUGAUUGGCUCAGCUAGUGAUUCUUGGAGAGGGCGCUUCGGUCGACGCAGGCCCUUUAUCUGGAUCCUGAGCCUGGGAGUUUUGCUAGGCCUGCAAAUCAUUCCCCAAGCCAGGCGGCUGACUCUACUGAUUUCACCACAGCACCCUCACUGGGUGCAAGCUGGCGUGCAGGCUGCAGCUGUGUGUCUUGUCGAGUUCUGUGCACAGGCCUGUCUCACCCUACUGCUUGCCCUGCUGUCAGACCUGUUCCCCGAGGAGGAAGAAAACCGAAAAGCAUUCUCAGUUAAUUCCCUGAUGACAAGCCUGGGGGGAUGCUUGGGGUUUUUGCUUCCUGCCGUGGACUGGAGCCAGGUGCCCAUAGCAGCAUAUUUGGGAGGGCAGGAGGCCUUUGUUUACACCCUGCUCACCCUCCUAUUUUUCAGCUGCCUCCUCUCCACAACCUGCAUCAGGGAGGAAGCAGGAGUCAGAGGAGAGAGGAAGAUUCUUGUUCAUCCCCCUUUAAAAAGUUUGAGGAGCAGAUGCUGCCCGUUCCCCUUCCUACCUCGGCCUCGUUGUUUACGUGAUGUGCUGUGUCGAUGUGCAUCAGAGAGUCUUUCAAUGCUGCAUCAUUUGUAUGCGGUGUGCAUACAUGUGCCACAGGUCAUAUGGAGACUUUUUGUGGCAGAGGUGUGUAGUUGGAUGGCACUGAUGAGUGUUAUGCUCUUCUUCGCUGACUUUAUGGGGGAGGGAUUGUACCAGGGAGUGCCGGGUGCAGAUCCAAAAUCACAGGAAAGGAAACACUAUGAUGAAGGUGUGCGCAUGGCCAGUCUGGCUCUCUUCCUGCAGUGUGCCGUGUCGGUGCUGUGCUCUACGCUAAUGGACCGCUGGGUGGCUCUGCUGGGAGCCAAAGUGGUAUACAUUAGUGGGGUGGCUCUUCUGCUGUUGGCCACCACCGUCAUGAGUGUCUCAGACAGUGUGAUGAUGGUCACUGUCAUGGCUGCUGUGACGGGGUACACACUCUGUGUCCUGCAGGUGCUGCCAUACACACUGCUGUGUCUCUAUCACUCAGACAGACAGAUUUUCUUCAAGUCAUCCAGACCCAGACCUCUUGAGCGGACUGAAAGUAAUGACUCAACACUUACUAAGCCUGUUCCCUCAUGUGGUCCACCUGCUAAGCACCAAGCAGUGGGGCUGAUACUUCCUGUGGCAGAGCCCUCGGUUGAGUCGCCACAUCUAUCACUUUUGGUGGCUGGAGGUGAUAGAGCUGAAGCAGAUUCCACACAAGUCUCAAACAGAGGGAUGGGCUUUGACAUGGCAAUACUGGAAGGCGCGUACCUUCUCUCCCAGGUGCUGCCAGCCAUGUGCCUCGGUUCCAUAGUGCAGCUGACUAACAGCGUGAGGGCGUACAUGGCCUGCGCCUGCUGCUUCAGCCUGCUGGCUUUGCUCUUUGCCAGAAGAGUUGUCUACAGCCAUGCUGACCUCCAGUGUUGAUCGAGUCUCCAUCAGGAACAUCAGCCGACACAAGAGUCAUGUGCUGGAAACAGUGGAUCCUGAGUGUUCUCGUGUGGGGGAACAUAGAGCAUUCUUCAGGUUUUUAUAGACAUUCAAGGACCUACUGCAGCUUGUUGGAUAUAAAGCAGUCACAUAAGAAUCAUGCUGCCACUUUACGAUCAUACCACAUGCCAAAUGUAGUGUUUUUUUUUAAUACAAUACGGUCUGUGAACGCUGUGUUACCAUCACUCUUAUUGUGAGUUAAAUGACACAGCACACAGAAUACACUGUAUCAAAUAACUUUGUUUUUUGUAUUCUUGGAUAGGGAAUGACAGGGAAUGAUAUCCUGCCGUGUGCUGUUGCUAAGAAACAACACUGGAGUCUUGACACUCCUUGUGUGGUGCAUUCUGCUGCAGUCUCCUCAUCCAUAUGCUCAGCUUGGCUGCUAUGGAGAUUCAUUUACAGCUAGCAUGUAACCUAAUUACCCAGUGAUUAGAACGCAUGUUUAAAAUACCUUCCUUCUGAGCCGUGUGUUCCAGCCAUUUGAGGCCGUAGUGGCUGUUACGCAUGAUGGGCUGAGAUAUUAUGGUAAAAUGAACUCUCCACUCCCUGUCCUUUUGUUGUAGAAGAGGGUGUGGACAGAUCAAUAUUGACUGUACAAUUUACAGUUUACAAUACAUCUGUGCAGUCUUAUCUACUCUGAGUCCACGUGUGCAUCCAGUAUAACCAAGGAGGCUGAAAUAUUGCACAGAUGUCAUCUUUCUCAUCAAAGUUGUCUGGAAAUUGUGCAGCUGAGGGAUUCCUUUAAAAGGGACAAUGAGCCAGUACCUUGUAUUUAUUCAUGGCAUUAUCUUGUAUUCAGCCAUAAGGCCCUAAUUUAUUGAAGUAGACAUGACAUGUAAUUUAAUUUGUCAGUUAAUCAGGAGGCAGCCCAGAUACCCCAAUUUACCACGCGUUUGACUGACGUGCUGGAAAAGCUGUACUAAACCCCAUAUAUAUAUAUAAAUGACUUUAUUCUUCACCAUUGGAGGUUAUUUUGGAAUUCGCUCAGGGGAUUUUGUUUUUAAAUUCUCCUAAUUGUUUUCUGACUCUUGUCAGUUUAAAGAAUGGUAAAAGGUUUAAAAAAAUCAUACUUUGAAAUGCAGCCAUGACGUGUGAAUAAAUGUGUUGUUUUAUUGACUUUAA